AUGCGUUUUUUCUUCAUCCACCGUCUUCACCGCAUCACAGUCCAAUACUUCCCCUUCGCUUUCCUUCAAAAGUCUCAGCAACGAUUUCUCAAUGGUAUUACUGGAGAUGUUGAACCCGAUUCAGGUGAACAUGCUUUCGGGCUGGGCGUGUAUGCAGAUUCGUACACUAUGGAAACAUUAUUUCCAGAAGACAUCUGGCCGAUGCUCUGGAAGAACCCAAGGCCGAUGACCUUCAUGUAUUCCGCAGCUAAACCUAAUUUGAUACAGUUUCGAUGAGGAGAAGAUUUUCCGAUCAAGAAUAAACGUCUGAUUCUUCAGUCAUUUAAUGUAUUCCAGAUCCCGAAUUGAGCAGUUGAAUUAUGAAAGGGGUCCUGCUUAAACUUUUGUAAGUUCAUCACAUUUGAAGAUGAUUGUUAAGCAGGUUAAACUUGUGAAUCUUUAAUCCCCGAGCUAAAAAUGAUGGCAGGUUUGUGAAUAUGGUUGGAUGUCAAAUUUCCCUGAUGAUGGCCAAAGGCUUUUCAUACAUCUUUAUACAAAAAAAGCUUGAGAAAGUCACUGAAGCUGAAAAACAAGCACCAAAACAUUUACUUCGGGUAAAGAAGAAGGAAAAAACUUCAUCCAUCACAAACAUCCAUCGGUUUUUGUUCCGACAUUAUCUCCACCGGUUGAAGUGAUGCUCCGUGCACUCGAGGGAAUUGUGCAUUGAAAGUCUAUCAAGCUAAGAAGAAUAUCUGAAACACUAACUUAUUUCUGCCACGUGGGCUUCAAGUUGAGAAAACCAUCAAAGUUUCUAAUAUUCAAUACCUUGAGGUGGCUUUAUUCAAGUUAUGAGGAAUGGGAUUUCGACUCGAAAUGUUUUUUCUAUCAGCCAAAAGCGUUAAAUGCAAAAAAUAGCAACGUACACUAAUUUAUUUGUUUACUUUCAUUUCUUACAUUAAGACAUUAUACUCUAUUCAAUCUAUACAGUUGCUUAGUAUUUGAAUGACAUUAUAGCAUCCUACUUUCGUGACCAGCCAA
Messenger RNA from Lactuca virosa, 1017 nucleotides. The record is from the annotation of a GenBank genome assembly. NCBI's taxonomy places the organism in Eukaryota, Viridiplantae, Streptophyta, Magnoliopsida, Asterales, Asteraceae.